This is a messenger RNA of Trifolium pratense (red clover), 804 nucleotides long. Its product is annotated as transcriptional regulator SUPERMAN-like. The coding region runs from base 55 to 804 and encodes 249 amino acids. NCBI's taxonomy places the organism in Eukaryota, Viridiplantae, Streptophyta, Magnoliopsida, Fabales, Fabaceae. The record is from RefSeq and is a predicted model, not a curated record. The transcript has a single exon.
CUUAAAUAAUAUUCUCUCUUCUCAACUUUAGCUAAAUUUAAUAUUUUUCUUUGCAUGGAGGGAUUUCACUCUAAUCAAUACUGGUUAUGGAUGAAGAGAAGACAAGUUGAAACACCAAUAGAAUCUUGGGAAGAAAAAGCUUUUGCGGAAGAUGCAGCUAGGAAUAUACUUAAUGGUAGCAUAUGGCCACCAAGAUUUUAUUCAUGUAACUUUUGUAAAAGAGAGUUUAGGUCUGCUCAAGCUCUUGGUGGUCACAUGAAUAUCCAUAGGAGAGAUAGAGCUAGACUCAAACAAAAUCUUAGCCCUCAUAAUGAAAUUCAAAAGAAUGAUGAUUUCAAGUUUUCAACAAACUCAUCACUAGGUAAUAAUUAUUUUUCUGCAAAAGUGUCAUCUCAAUUUAAACCUUGUUCUAGAAGAAGAUCACUUUCACCUUCUAGAAUGAUUUCAACUAUAGUUAAUGGAAGAGAAGAAAAUUUUAAGGAUUGUGUUGAAACAAGUUUGUCUUUGGGUUUGGGAUUGACUUCGAUGUUUGGACAAAAAUCAUCGACCAUUCUGUUGGGGAGUCUGGGGGAGCGUCAGAAGCAACAUCAUAUUUCUUGUGAGGAAAAAGGUAUGAUUAGUUGUAAGAGAUUGAAGACUAAUAAUAUUUCUUCAUUGCCUUCUGUUUUUCUCAAGACAUGUUCAAAUGAUCAUCAUAGGUUCAUGGAUUUUCAACCUACAGAAAUUGUUCUUGGAGUUAAUCAUGGAAUGGAAGAUUUAGAUCUUGAACUUAGGUUAGGGAAACAACAAAAGGUUAUUAAGUAG